AUGAAGAACAGUGAAGCUAGACCUGUCGGAUCUGCCCCAUUACCAGAGGCCAAUGAAGUUGAAAAGAAAAAUCCCAACGAGUGCAAUUACAUCCAGAAUGAUAAGAGAUCACAUGGCAAAGGCCGUGGUGGAUACAGAAACCGUGACAAUUACUCGAACGGUCGAGAUAAGUACUUGGCCGGCCGGAAAGGAAACCACAAUAACCGUGGUCGUGGUUCCAAUCCCGGCCGUGGCCAAGGCGGAUAUGGACGAGGUCAAGGCGAGAGUCUUAAGGACAAGAACCCGGAGGCUCAUAUGGUCCAAGAUUCCGGUUAUGAGGCUGAUAAAGAAUCUGAUGUUGCAAAUGACGACCUUAUGGAUUUUGAGACUUCUGAUUCUCUCGGUAUCAGCGUGGGGACAUGCCGUAUUACAUGCAGCAGAACUGAUUCGCAUCAGGCCAUCUAG
Molecule: messenger RNA, 444 nt
Organism: Brassica napus (rape)
Lineage: Eukaryota; Viridiplantae; Streptophyta; Magnoliopsida; Brassicales; Brassicaceae
Exons: 3
Coding region: 1-444 (147 amino acids)
Source: RefSeq, a predicted model, not a curated record